AUGGCACAGCAGAGCGAUUUGGAGAAAUCCGACGCGAUGGAUUCGUUACUCAAGGAAAUAGACCAAGGGAUCACACAUACCGAUGUGAGCGAUACGUUUGACAUCACUGAAGAUGCGACGCAUAUCAUGGAAGAGCUGGGAAAUGCGCCUCUGGAAACAGCAUGGGUCAGACACACCUACAACAACCCAAAGCCUGUCGUUUCCAAAAGAUUGAUCUCGAACGAUGGAUCUGAGAUAUCGGUGGAUGAGAACCACCACCAGGACCCCAAUUACGAUCCAGACCACCCAGAAUCCGAAGCUCUAACAAACGUCGAACUUAAAGAAAAUAUGGUCACCGAUAUUGGGGAACGUCUUUCCCAUUUGUUGGACGAAAAGAAAAACAGCAACCCCAACGUUCCUAUCCUUAAAGACAUGUUGACAGAGGCAGACGAGAGGGCAAUGGAUGCAAACUCUAUCGACAGAAAUACCGGGGUCGAUCAAGAAAAACUGGUUUUCCAAAUCGAAUCAACAAAACCUCUGUUUCCUUCAAAAGAAUCCCCUUCUUCCGAAUUGAUCGAAGUGGAAGUGGCCCCAACUAACACGCAAGAUGCACAAGACACGGAAAUUGAAGACUUAGGAUCCACAUCUAAAAUCCCAAUUACCCCAAAUGUCCCUAUUAACAGAUUCAUUAGUGAUCAACCGCAAGUAAGAAACUCAUCUGGUUCCUCAAUUGACACCAUUGAAGAAGAACUCGACACCUACAGUUUGGAUGCCAAGUAUCAGCUUCUGAAAUCUACCGAGAACGUGCCUCAAUUGCCUCAAUUGCCAACACUCUCGUUGCAGGAUUUCAAAUCUGUCAGUAAUCAAAACAUAAAUGCUUCCAGAGUAUUCAGUACCGCAACAACAAACGACAAUUACCAAUCUGCCAGAGAGUUCGAUUUAGUUUCAAAUACAGAACAUGAGGAUCUGUCUGAUGAAAGAUCAAUAGAAGAUUUAGAGAUUCCAGAUAGCUCAACACUUCCUAAUUCAAACACUUUCUCUUUAGAGCCAGAAUACAUCAUCACAUCGCGCUCAAUGGAGACUGUGAAACAAGAAGAUGUCGCUGGUAAACAGAGUAAGGACGAAGACAAUGGUGACUUAGUUAGCGACAACGACAUGGAAAACUCUGUCAAACCUGACAGCGGUGAUGACGAAACGAUUGAUUCAGCUCUCGAUGAGACUAUCCAGCCCAUCAAUAACACAUCUUUGGUCGGAAUACCUGAAGAACAGAAAGAAGAUGGACAGGAAGACUCAAUUACGCACCAUCCCGAGUUCUAUUAUGAAUAUGAAUGCGACACCUCAAACACAUCAGAUAGCUUCGUUAAUGAGCAUGUCACCAUAGAUCUACCUCCUUUGCCAACAUCAAGAGGCCUUUCAACGAUGUUCGACGAUGACCUAUUCAAUGACCAAGAAAACUCUAAUGAUUCAUUUAAUUUGACAUCAGCCUGUGAAAAGGAUGACUAUUUGUUAAUCUGGCAUUCACAGCACUCAGUAUCAAAUCAAGUAUCCCCAGCGAUUAGUGCUAACUCUCAAUUUAGCGAACAAUCCAAAAUAUCUUCUGCACCAUCAAAUUACAGUUCGGGCAGUUUCAAAUUCAAGUCAAGAGUUAUUUCUAACUCGCAUAUACACCACCAAGAAGCAUUUAGACAAGUAAGCGACGAAUAUAUUUUAAAUGGACUGAACGACAGUAAAUUGGAUCCAUUAAGAAGAAAUACUAUAAUAUCAAAACGCAUCCAACAGGAACUGAAAACACAACAUCGUUUAUAUCCAUUCGCUAAUAGAGUAUGCUCUGAUGAGACCACUGGAAUGAAUUCUCGAAAAGCGUCCAACCUCGCUGAAGAUAUAAAGCAAGAACCUCUUUAUGAAGUCAAAGAACAAGAAGAUACUAUAAAAGAUGACACUGGCAUCAAAAGAGACACUAGUAUAGUAAAGAAUGAAUGUCCAGAAAAUGGCAUGUCCCUACUGCCUACAGAUUCACCUAAGACAGUAUUUUCUUCGUUCCUCGAUAACUUUGGGAGAGAUGAUUUCGAGGAGAAACUGGCACAGCAUUCUAAAUUGAAUUCAGAACCUACGAUAUUUGGCAAUUGGAACGCUCCAAUAGAUGUCACAGAUGAGCCAGUCGAUAUUAAGGCUACCCAACAGCAAAUCACAAAACUGCUGGGUAAUAAGACUCAUAAUAACCCAGUUCAAAUUGCGUCUCCGGCUCAAGGUGCAGAAGUUUUAAUUGGGCAUACUGCUCAAGGAGUUGAAGUUCAAAGAUCUGAUUCCGAAACCUCAAUGGAAACGAUCAAAAGAUCACCAGGUAAGCAUAUUAGUUCUCCUUUUAAGAUUGUACAAAAAGAACAUUUACCUGAACAACCUCAAACUCCCUCGCGUCCGCCAAAAUCCAAGCAUUCGCAUCUAGACGCGGAAGUUCAGGAAAACUCUAAAUCGACCCCAACUUACAAACAUGGUACUAGUACUUCUUCUUGUGCUUCAGUAUAUUUAGAGAACAAUGAUUUUGUUAAUAAAACCAGAGAUCUUCCUGAUCAGGGCAAAUUCUAUGUCAAAUUAAAAUCAAUCAAAGCCAUUCGAUUAGAUCAAAUUAAGCAUCAUCAAGCAAAAUAUUCGGUUGAGUUUGACAAUGGAAAAGAAGUUGUUGAAACUCCUUGGAAAGAUAUGCCAGAAGGUGGAUCCAUAAAACUUGAUCAAGAAAUAGAGAUAAACAUGGACUCUCCAGAUAUGAAACUUUUCAUUACCUUAAGAAUUCGUUACACAAGUCCCCAAUGUCAAUUAGUUGAAGUUGUUGAAAAGGUACCUAUCAAAAAGAAGUUUAAUUUCGGUAAAACCAAAUACAAACUUGAAAAGAGGUUUGUAAACAAAAAAAUUACGUUUGAUGACUGGGAUUUCAAAUUUGCUAAAGAUGGAUCCUUUGCUCGUUGCCAUGUCGAUGUUGAUAAACGUGUUUUAAGGAAAAUUGAGUAUGAAUGUAAAGAACUAACUUUUGACAUGAUCAACGAGUGGGAAAGACAGUUUGAUCCACAUGCUGCUAAGUCUUAUAAUCAAAAUAAUAUUUGGAAGUUGCCUAGAAAACCAGCUUCAACCGUGUGUUCAUUAGCUGCUGAUAUCCUGUAUAUUCCAAGAACUUCUCCGAUGGAAAGGUUCCCAAAGAACUUAAAAUCUGUCAAGAAAUGCUAUCAAAAAUAUCUUGAACAGCAAAAUAUAUUUAAGGAGGGAUUCCUAUGGCAAGAAGGUGGUGAUGUGGAUGGUAUGUUGAAAAGAAGAUAUAUGGUUCUCAAGGGAACGGAAUUAAUUGCCCAUGAUGAGAAUAGUAGAAAACCGGAAACAUUAUUGAAUCUUUUGAAUGUGGUAGACGUCUACGUUGACGGUAAGACAAUUUCUGGGAAGCAAAUUAGGAAUUUCACUGAUAUGGUUUUGUUCAGUGAUUGUUUCAAGCUUGUUUUUGUUAACGAUGAGGUAAUUAACUUCAACGCUGAUUCGCAAACUUCGAAGCGAGAAUGGGUAGAUGCCCUAAGCCGAGUAAUUGAGCUGAAUAAAUUCCAUCAACCUUGGAUAAAAAGGCUUGUCGAGAAGGAAAAAUAUAAAAUUCAACUUUAG
Molecule: messenger RNA, 3615 nt
Organism: Kluyveromyces marxianus DMKU3-1042
Lineage: Eukaryota; Fungi; Ascomycota; Saccharomycetes; Saccharomycetales; Saccharomycetaceae
Gene: BUD4
Product: Bud4p
Exons: 1
Coding region: 1-3615 (1204 amino acids)
Biological process (GO): protein localization to bud neck; axial cellular bud site selection
Cellular component (GO): cellular bud neck contractile ring
Molecular function (GO): GTP binding
Source: RefSeq, a predicted model, not a curated record